Messenger RNA from Cloeon dipterum, 3820 nucleotides. RefSeq names its product SET domain containing 1 (gene Set1). The record is from RefSeq and is a predicted model, not a curated record. Bases 207 to 3134 code for a protein of 975 amino acids. Gene Ontology annotation, cellular component: Set1C/COMPASS complex. Lineage: Eukaryota; Metazoa; Arthropoda; Insecta; Ephemeroptera; Baetidae. Gene Ontology annotation, molecular function: RNA binding; histone H3K4 methyltransferase activity; protein binding. The transcript is spliced from 9 exons.
UUAAGGUGGUAGUUCUGCCAACAGUGACCGAUUUCAAUGUGUUCCCUCUUGAAAGUCGACCUUUUUUAGCCCUUUUUCCGUACAAACCUUUUCCGAGGGCUUCACAUUAAGAGUCUGGGCCCUUCGGGGGCCCUCUUGCGCCAAGACCGCCCCCCGGUUGAAGGGCCCAAACGUUCCUUUGAGGUGGCGUGUUUGUUUGUUUACAAAUGGAGAAUCAACAGCGGCCGCCCGCGGUUCGCCGCAACUACAAACUUCUUUCGGACCCAUUUAUCACGAAAGGAGCCCAAAAAAUUUAUCGUUAUAAUGGGAUCCCUGACGAUAGAACAGCCCCUCCCAUACAGCCCAGAGAUCCUCGGUCCGCGCUUACCAAAAUUUGGACCCGCAUGGAGGUUAUGGAUUUGCCAGUGCCGCGAUUCAAGAUCGACGAAGAUUAUGUUGGAGAGCCUCCACCUUUGGAAGUCACAAUUUGCAAUUUGAAUGAUAACAUUGAUAAGGCUUUCCUUACAGAUUUGGUUCGCAAGUGUGGUGAAGUGGAAGAACUGUUCAUCUAUUACCAUCCACACACUAAAAAACACUUAGGGCUAGCCAGGGUGGUUUUCGUGUCUCCCAAAGGUGCGAGAGCCUGCGUGUCCCGCUUGAACGAAACGUCCGUGAUGGGCAAGGAGCUGGCUGUGACACUUGACCCAUUUGGCGAGCAAUGCCGGCACUUGUUCCAAACGCUAACAGAGCCUCAGCGUCGGCCAUCUCCACCCCCGGAGGCUCCCCCGACACCGCCGCCUCCACCACCGCCGACCCCUCAGCACCAAACGCCGCAGCAGCCGCCUCCCCCGCCCACUGCAGCUUACGGUGCCCCUCCACCUCCUCCUCAAUGGGGGUGCUGGCAGCCCGAGCCACCGCCACCUGAGGAAGAGUCGUUGGACUUGGAUACCAGAAUUCAACUGUUGCUCAGAGGGGGAGCCCUUGCACUCGACGAGCCUCCCCUCCCCACGGAGGCCGCGCCCGCUCCGCCUCCGCCGCCUCCACCGGAGGAAUCAUCUCCUCCUCCGAGUCCAUUCCUCGGCCCUGAGGAGUACAAAAAAUGGUGCAAUGAGGACGAUCGUAUGAGUUUGGCCAGCCUGAGUCCAACAGGGCCUGUUGGAAACGACGCCUCAUCAGAGAUGAUUCCAGAGCCUCCAACCUUCCUGCCUUGCUUCUAUGACCCUUACUUCCAAUAUUACGCUCACGUUGCUCCACCGCCUGUUGUGCCACCACCUCCGCCGCCUCCGAAAGAAAAGGCCACCCUGCCAUGGUGGGUGAACCGAAGAAAGAAACACGCGAACGUGGUUUGUGCAGUUGUCGAGGCCAUGGUCGACGAGCUGAGAGACAUUCUUGAGCGCGAUUUGCACAAAAAGAUGAUCGAGUACACUGCCUACAAGACUUUUGAUCAAUGGUGGGCUGCGGCGGAACAAGCGCAGACCAAAGAGGAGGAUCGUCCCAUACUGCCUCCAGAACCCGAUUCAAUGGGCCUGGGAAUUCGUGCCACAAUGCCAAAAAUGCCAUCUUUUAGGAGAAAGAAGAAGUCUCCAGAGCCGGAGGAGAGAAAGGAAGAGGAGGAUGAAGAUGUUGUUAGGAGAACGUCGCCGGAGCCAAUGUCGCCGCCGCGGCAGCGAAGAACUGCUCGACUCCCAUCAUCAAGUGAAGAUAGCUCAAGUUCCAGCUCUAGUAGCAGUAGCAGCAGUUCAUCUGAAGAUGAAAGCAGUGAUGAUGAUUCAGAAACGGAAUCCGAUGAAAGUGAUAAGGAGGUGGAAGAAGAACCUGAAGUUCUUGUUAAGUCUCUUCCCACAGAGGAGAAAAUGGAAGUGGAUGAAACUGCUGCCAAACCCGUUGUUGAGAGAAGAGAGACCACGCCUGAAGUCGCUGCAGCCUCACCAGCCGCAGUGGCACCUGUUUCUGUACCUGACCUUGAUGAGGAGACAGAUGAAGCGAGUGAGACAGAAGAGUAUGUCAAAGAGGCCGCUAGUCCCGAGGCCGCAUCUCCUACUGAGCGAGAGGCGACCGUGGCCAUGGACCACUGUUACUCUCUUCCACCGGACGAAGGCACUAAGCGGAAGCAAGGCUUCAGCAACGACCACGGUUACACCACCGCCCCAGUGCAGACACCGCCAAAGCCCAAGAAACGGCCCCUGGUGGAGGAGAAGAAGAGGCCGUUGCCAAGGCCGAUGACACCGCCGCCUAUCCAUCCAUCUGUUACUUUCAAACCUCGCAACCAGGCCGCGGAAUUUGGUGCUCUUUACGAAUUCCUUACACAAGGUGUUGACGACGAGGACAUCGCGCUCAUGAAGAAGAGCUACGACAUGCUGCUCACCUCAGAGAAAUACGAAUGGCUGAAUAACACCCACUGGGUUGAUCAUCCAAUGACAGACUUGAAUCUAGCACCCAGCGCUGCAAAGAAGCGCAGACGUGAAGAGCAGAGGGUACACCAGAGCGGCUGUGCACGGACAGAGGGCUUCUACAAGAUAGAUCGUGUGGAGAAGGCAAGAACAAAGUACCACUUUGGAAGAAAGCAGGUGGAGACGGUAGAGACUGUCGUCCUGCCUGAACAUCUGCCAAAGGCCAUGAAAAUGCAGUCGAUUAGCAGAGAAGCUAGAAGCAACCAACGCCGGCUGCUCACCGCCCUCGGCAUCGACACCGACUCUGAUCUCCUCAAAUUUAACCAACUCAAGUUCCGGAAAAAGCAACUUAAAUUCGCCAAGUCCUCUAUUCACGAUUGGGGGUUGUUUGCUCUUGAACCGAUCGCUGCUGAUGAGAUGGUGAUAGAAUACGUUGGCCAAAUGGUCAGGCCUGUCGUCGCUGACUUACGAGAGGGGCAGUACGAGGCCAAAGGAAUCGGUAGCUCAUACCUGUUCAGGAUAGACACAGAAAAUAUAAUCGACGCAACCAAGUGCGGCAACCUGGCCAGGUUCAUCAAUCACUCCUGCAAUCCGAAUUGCUAUGCCAAAAUCAUCACCAUUGAAGGCCACAAGAAAAUAGUCAUAUACUCGAAGCAGCAGAUCAACAUCAAUGACGAAAUCACCUAUGACUACAAAUUUCCGCUGGAGGAGGACAAGAUCAAGUGUUUGUGUGGUGCACCUCAAUGCAGGGGUUACCUCAACUGACUUUUUAUAUGUAUUGAGAUGCAAAUCGAUUUGUUACACUGUGAUCAACUAGUGUUUCUAGAAGUUUCCUCUGUGAUGGCGUUUAAGAAUUAAGCCUUGGUGUGGUUGCCCACAUGUAAAUCAUGUAACUAGUAUGUUCCAGUAUAACCAAAAAAAUUGACUAUCUAGAGAGUGUCAGAUUUUAACGUUACAAUCUAAAAAUUUCUUGUGACAUCACCAGGCUGAUUGGACCUCCUUGUUGGCCUAGUUCCCGCUUUGAUUUUACAAUUGGGAUAAAAGUUUUCACUUUGGAAUUUAAACAUUGACGCCUUCCUAAAAAAUUGACCUUUUUAAUAAAGCUAGUAUUAUGUUUGCUCUGUAAAUAAUUUUGCACAAAUAGUUUAUUAUAUUAUUAUCUCGGACCAUUAAUUUAAGAUUUGACCAUAUCUACCUAAAUGGCUGAAUAGACCGUCAGUAUGUUUCAAUUCCUUUUAGGAAAUAUAAAACCUUCAUUGGCCACAAUUAUUCCUGAGGCAAUCCUUUCAAGGUUGAGUCUUAAACGCUUUCCAGAACUCCACUAUGUUUUACCACGCUGUUUUGUCAAAAUUAGCACCUUUAUUUAAGUUUGUUGUUUAAGUAAAUUUGGCAUUUUUAAAUUGCAAGUGAAGAAAGGAAAUAAAAUGAUGUACUUUUGUAAAAAAUGACAA